AUGAAUGAUCUUUUCUCCCACUCAUUCAAACGAUACCAGGACCUUAAACAACAGGCCUAUGCCGAUGACAUGGAGGCCGGUGGAGGGAAUGGAAAUGAGACCAUUGAUCUUGACAAAUUUUUUGAAGAUGUCGAGAAUGUCAAGGAAGAUAUGAGAAAUGUUGAGAAACUCUACAAAAGGCUGCAAGAAUCGAACGAAGAGAGCAAAACGGUUCACAAUGCAAAAACCAUGAAACAGCUGAGAUCCCGGAUGGAUUCAGACGUCGAACAGGUUUUGAAACGGGUUAAGAUCAUCAAAGGGAAGCUUGAGGCGCUCGAACGAUCCAAUGCAGCUCACAGGAAGACUCCAGGGUGUGGUCCAGGCUCGUCUGCUGAUCGAACACGAACCUCAGUAGUGAGUGGAUUAGGGAAGAAGCUGAAGACAAUGAUGGAUGAUUUUCAAGGGUUAAGGACUAAUAUGAAUGCUGAAUACAAGGAAACAGUGGGGCGAAGAUAUUUCACUGUAACGGGUGAGAAGGCGAAUGAUGAAUUGAUUGAAGAUUUGAUUUCGAGUGGUGAGAGUGAAACAUUCCUUCAAAAGGCGAUUCAGGAACAGGGUCGCGGUCAGAUUAUGGAUACGAUUUCAGAAAUUCAAGAGAGGCAUGAUGCUGUGAAGGAGAUUGAGAAGAAUUUGAUUGAACUUCAUCAGAUUUUUUUAGACAUGGCUGCACUUGUGGAGGCACAGGGGCAGCAAUUGAAUAACAUAGAGACUCAUGUGGCACAUGCUAGUUCUUUCGUUAGACGAGGGACUGAACAGCUCCAAGAAGCAAAGGAGUAUCAGAAGAGCUCGAGGAAAUACUCUGAAAAGGCGAUAGUUCGAUUUUCUCUCUCAUCCAUGGCUUCUUCCUGGGCAGCGAAAACGGCUCGUCAAGCCGUAGCCCUAGCUCGGCUCUCCUCUCCUAGAUCAUCAGCUCAAGCCCUAAUUCAGCGCCGUGGCCUUGCUGGUGCUGCAGAUCCCCAUGGACCUCCAAAAGUUAACUGUUGGCAAGACCCAAUGAGUCCAUCUAAAUGGAAGGAAGAGCAUGAUAAAGUGAGAAUUUUGGAGUUUCACAUGAAUUUUGAGCAUCAUUUCAGUUAA
This is a messenger RNA of Ilex paraguariensis (yerba mate), 1116 nucleotides long. NCBI's taxonomy places the organism in Eukaryota, Viridiplantae, Streptophyta, Magnoliopsida, Aquifoliales, Aquifoliaceae. The record is from the annotation of a GenBank genome assembly.